This is a messenger RNA of Cryphonectria parasitica EP155, 612 nucleotides long. RefSeq names its product splicing factor 3B subunit 5/RDS3 complex subunit 10. Gene Ontology annotation, biological process: mRNA splicing, via spliceosome. Gene Ontology annotation, cellular component: U2 snRNP; precatalytic spliceosome. The transcript has 2 exons. Lineage: Eukaryota; Fungi; Ascomycota; Sordariomycetes; Diaporthales; Cryphonectriaceae. The record is from RefSeq and is a predicted model, not a curated record. Bases 37 to 339 code for a protein of 100 amino acids.
AAGCAACAACCCGUGUGUGUGUGAAGAUAGGUCAAGAUGGCCGACAAGCUCCGCACCCAGCAGGAGCUCGAGCGCCUGCAGGCCAAGUACAUCGGCACCGGCCAUCCGGACACGACGAGCUGGGAGUGGAAGACGAACAUUCACCGCGACACCAAGACCAGCAUCGUCGGCCACACCCCCCUUCUGGCCUACAUGUCCCUGGCACAGAACGAGCCCAUGGCCAAGGCGAGAGCGCAGCUCAUCCGCCAGAUGGUCCAGCCCGUGGGUCCCCCACCACCGAGGGAGGAUGAGCUCCUCGCGCUGCCUGCCUCACAACAGCAGCAGGGCGGUGGUACUUGAAGAGCUUGAUUCUGGAUCAGGUCCUAGAUUACAAGGAGUCUUGUCCCUUAUUUUUGGGUUCUUGGAACAUCGGGGCGUGCGACGCGCCUCAUGGUUGCGGCUGUACAGUCGGCUUGCAAGGGAAAAGCAGCAACAAACAGCGCCGCUACCUUGUCGUGUGCACUGCGGAGGGCAGAGAAGCCCCAUCGUUGAAACCCGACGCAGAGCACUUAUGGAGAUUCACCUAUUACGUAGUGUCAUCAGGCGUAGACGCAAUAGUGCGCAGGUGGAUCU